AAAACGUCUCUUGGUAAUUUUGAAGAUGGCUAACCCUAGUAACUCUCUCAGCUUGAACAACACACUCCAACUGGAAGAGGAAGAUGAUGACCUGGUUAUCCUCCCUCACGUUGACAACUCUGAGCUCAUUGCUCGCUUUCAACUUAGAUUAGUGGGUAGGCUUUUCAACAAAGAGAGAAGGAGUGUGGAAGCCCUCAUUGCCCUCCUGCCUAGACCCAACAUAUGGGAUGUUGAAGGCAGAGCUAGAGGUGUGGACCUUGGGAAUCACAGAUUUCAAUUUGAUUUUGAGUCGGAGGUUGACCUACAGAAGGUGCUCAGUAAACGACCAUGCCACUUCAACAAAUGGUCUUUUGCUCUGGAACGUUGGACUCCACACGUAGGUGACUCGUUUCCUCACAAGAUGACUUUCUGGGUUACUGCCACUGGAAUUCCGACACACUUCUGGCUUGAGCCAAUCUUCAAGGCCCUUGGGAAGGGACUCGGGCUAGUUGGAAAAGUGGAAGAAAAGGCGGCAAAAUUUGAAUUGGAGCUGGAUGCAGAGCGUCCCUUAAAAUUCAAGCUCCGUGCGCAACUACCUUCGGGUGAGAUCGUCCCUGUAACUCUCGAAUACUCAAACCUCCAUCGUUGGUGCCACCACUGUCGUCUCAUAUCCCAUGAAAUCGAUACUUGCCCUCAACUAACUGAUAAACAAAGAGAACAGUUAGCAAAAGAGAAAGACCUAUCAAGAGACCAAGUCCCCUUUCCUAGAAUGGAAGUCAACAGAAAUGGAGAGAAUUCAAGGAGAGCAACGCACCUGUCACAAAGGCUCCAUUGCCACAGGAAAGGCGACAGGGAGAUCAUCCUCAACGAGACAACAGGGACAGCGUUUGGAAACGCAUUGACUCCCGUUAUGCUCCUAGAGAAGACUACCGCCGAGACCACCGUCUAGCUCCUCGUGAACAAGAGAAACUGCCACACCAAAAAGAAACUUACAA
Messenger RNA from Brassica napus (rape), 974 nucleotides. RefSeq lists its product as uncharacterized. NCBI's taxonomy places the organism in Eukaryota, Viridiplantae, Streptophyta, Magnoliopsida, Brassicales, Brassicaceae. The record is from RefSeq and is a predicted model, not a curated record. The transcript has a single exon. The coding region runs from base 26 to 928 and encodes 300 amino acids.